Messenger RNA from Andrographis paniculata, 2323 nucleotides. RefSeq names its product LRR receptor-like serine/threonine-protein kinase FEI 2. Bases 337 to 2151 code for a protein of 604 amino acids. NCBI's taxonomy places the organism in Eukaryota, Viridiplantae, Streptophyta, Magnoliopsida, Lamiales, Acanthaceae. The transcript has 13 exons. Gene Ontology annotation, molecular function: protein kinase activity; receptor serine/threonine kinase binding; ATP binding. Gene Ontology annotation, biological process: protein phosphorylation. The record is from RefSeq and is a predicted model, not a curated record.
UCUUCAAAAACACAAAACAAGAGAGAUGAGAGAGAAAGGCUUUUACUGCAAUUCAACAAAGAGAGAUUCAGAAAAUUCUAUCGUUGUGGUGUGGAAGAAAAACAGGAGGGAAUUUGGGGAAGGUGUGUCAAUGGUGGGCAAAAAUAAUUAGGGUUUUUUGAAGCAAAAGCACAUUUGCAAUUAUACCAUUGUUUCGAAACUUUUCAACUUUUUCAUCAUCAAAAUCAAACCCCCCUUUUUUGGGGGUUUUCAAACCACUUUCCUCUUUCAAAUUCUCUAAGAAAAACAUUUUUGAAGUGGAGAAGAAUCUGGAAGACAGCUAGCUGGAAUCAAGAAAUGGAAAUGGCAAUUUUAGGGUUUGUGUUUUUGGGUAUCUUCUUUUGUGAAUGCUCUCUUGCUCUCACUCCAGAUGGUGUGGCAUUGCUGGAAGUGAAGACGGGUUUGAAUGACAGCAAGAACUUGCUUAGUAACUGGAGAGACAGUGAUGAAUUUCCAUGUCAAUGGAUUGGCAUUUCUUGUAGCCCUCAAGACCACAGAGUAAUUUCUAUCAACUUGCCAUAUAUGCAGCUCGGAGGUGUGAUUUCCCCGAGCAUUAGUAAGCUUGGUCGAUUGCAGAGAUUGGCACUUCAUCAAAAUAGUCUCCAUGGUUUCAUUCCUAAUGAGAUUGCAAAGUGUUCCCAACUACGAGCUUUGUACCUUCGAGCGAACUACUUUCAAGGAGGGAUACCGUCUUCGAUUGGAAACCUUUCUUUGCUAACUAUAUUGGAUUUAUCAAGCAAUACAUUGAAAGGUGCUAUCCCGUCUUCUCUUGGCCGGUUAACACGACUAGCGUAUUUAAAUUUGUCGACGAACUUCUUGUCUGGCGAAAUCCCUGAUGUUGGCGUGCUCAGCAAGUUUAGGAACACGUCGUUUACGGGAAAUUUGGAUCUUUGUGGUCAACAAGUGAACAAACCAUGCCGAACCUCGCUUGGCUUUCCCGCCGUGCUACCGCACGCCGAAAGCGACGAGGCAACGGAUUCUACGAUCCCGCGAAAGCGAUCUUCACAUUACGUCAAAGGAGUGAUAAUCGGCGCGGUAUCCAUGUUUGGGUUUGCGAUAAUUUUCCUCGCCGUGUUCCUUUCGAUCUGGAUGCUGACGAAGAAGGAACGAGCCGUUAGAAGAUACACGGAAGUGAAGAAACAAGUCCAUCAAGAACCGCGGGCCAAGCUUAUAACUUUCCACGGCGACCUCCCGUACACGUCUUGCGAGCUCGUUGAAAAAAUCGAGUCUCUUGACGACGAGGAUGUCGUAGGGGCCGGAGGGUAUGGUACUGUGUAUCGAAUGGUUAUGAACGAUUGUGGGACAUUUGCAGUAAAAAAAAUCGAUCGGACAAGAGAAGGCUCGGACCAAGUUUUCGAGAGGGAACUCGAAAUUUUGGGCAGUAUAAAGCACAUAAACCUCGUAAAUCUACGAGGUUAUUGUCGACUACCAACAGCGAAGCUUCUUAUCUACGACUACUUGGCAAUGGGUAGCUUGGACUAUUUCUUACACGAUACAGACGAUAAUUCCGAAGAUCGUGCGUUGAAUUGGAGUGCCCGAUUGAGAGUAGCCAUCGGUUCGGCGAGGGGAUUGGCGUAUUUACACCACGAUUGUUCUCCGAAAAUAAUUCACCGCGAUAUAAAAUCGAGCAACAUUCUAUUAGAUGAGAAUCUCGAUCCUCAUGUCUCUGAUUUCGGCCUCGCUAAGCUAUUGGUUGACGAGGAAGCUCAUGUCACGACUGUGGUCGCCGGAACAUUCGGGUAUCUUGCUCCAGAGUAUUUGCAGAGCGGUAGGGCCACCGAGAAGUCCGACGUCUACAGCUUCGGUGUCCUGUUGCUCGAACUUGUGACGGGAAAGCGACCGACGGAUCCGUCGUUUGUGAAGAGAGGAUUAAACGUCGUCGGAUGGAUAAACAUACAUUUGAAAGAGAAUCGAUUGGAGGAUGUGGUCGACAAACGAUGUCCGGAUGCUGAGCCGGAGACGGUGGAAGUGUUGGUCGAGAUAGCGGGGCGGUGCACGGACGGGAACCCCGACGAGCGACCCUCGAUGCAGCAAGUUUUGCAGUUCUUGGAGCAAGAGGUCAUGUCGCCGUGCCUUAGCGAGAUAUACGAGUCGCAUUCGGACAAGAGUUAGGGAUCGGGUUUUUUUUUUUUUUUGGCGCGUUAUUAUGUGUUUGUCCAAGGAAGAUGGGACGGAUAUAAAUGUUGUAUUGUUCGGCGACUCGCCCCGACGGGCUGGCGCGAACAAUUUUUGGGACGAGCUAACGAUUGUUUGGCGAGUUCACUAAGGAUGUGAAUUUGUUCGA